GACAUAGAAGAACUAUAAAGGAGAUAGAAUUGUAUUGCUGCAUGGUACAGCAGCAGUGUACAUUUAAGAUUAAGAUUAAAUUAGACUCAAGUUGUAUAGUUAAGACAGGAGCUGUGACUGAUGAGAAUUAAAGGCCAUGGAUGAAGAUGGACUUGAAUUACAACAAGAGCCAAACUCAUUUUUUGAUGCAGCAGGAGCUGAUGCUACACACAUGGAUGGUGAUCAAAUUGUUGUGGAAGUACAAGAAACUGUUUUUGUUUCAGAUGUUGUGGAUUCAGACAUAACUGUGCAUAACUUUGUUCCUGAUGACCCAGACUCAGUUGUAAUCCAAGAUGUUAUUGAGGACGUUGUUAUAGAAGAUGUUCAAUGCCCAGAUAUCAUGGAAGAAGCAGAUGUUUCUGAAACAGUCAUCAUUCCUGAGCAAGUGCUGGACUCAGAUGUAACCGAAGAAGUUUCCUUAGCACAUUGCACAGUCCCAGAUGAUGUUUUAGCUUCUGACAUUACUUCAGCCUCAAUGUCUAUGCCAGAGCAUGUCUUGACAAGUGAAUCUAUACAUGUGUCUGAUAUUGGACAUGUUGAACAUGUGGUUCACGACAGUGUAGUGGAAGCAGAAAUCGUCACUGAUCCUCUGACUACUGACGUAGUUUCAGAAGAAGUAUUGGUAGCAGACUGUGCUUCUGAAGCAGUCAUAGAUGCCAAUGGGAUCCCUGUGGACCAGCAAGAUGAUGACAAAGGCAACUGUGAGGACUACCUUAUGAUUUCCUUGGAUGAUGCUGGCAAAAUAGAACACGAUGGCUCCUCUGGAAUGACCAUGGAUGCAGAGUCGGAAAUUGAUCCUUGUAAAGUAGAUGGCACUUGCCCUGAAGUCAUCAAGGUGUAUAUUUUUAAAGCUGACCCUGGAGAGGAUGACUUAGGUGGAACAGUAGACAUUGUGGAAAGUGAGCCUGAGAAUGAUCAUGGAGUUGAACUACUUGAUCAGAAUAGCAGUGUUCGUGUUCCCAGGGAAAAGAUGGUUUAUAUGACUGUCAAUGACUCUCAACCAGAAGAUGAAGAUUUAAAUGUUGCUGAAAUCGCCGAUGAAGUUUAUAUGGAAGUGAUUGUAGGAGAGGAAGAUGCUGCAGCAGCAGCAGCAGCCGCUGCUGUGCAUGAGCAGCAGAUGGACGACAAUGAAAUCAAAACCUUCAUGCCGAUUGCAUGGGCAGCAGCUUAUGGUAAUAAUUCUGAUGGAAUUGAAAACCGGAAUGGCACUGCAAGUGCCCUCUUGCACAUAGAUGAGUCUGCUGGCCUCGGCAGACUGGCUAAACAAAAACCAAAGAAAAGGAGAAGACCUGAUUCCAGGCAGUACCAAACAGCAAUAAUUAUCGGCCCUGAUGGACAUCCUUUGACAGUCUAUCCUUGCAUGAUUUGUGGGAAGAAGUUUAAGUCAAGAGGUUUUUUGAAAAGGCACAUGAAAAACCAUCCCGAACACCUUACUAAGAAGAAGUACCGCUGUACUGACUGUGAUUACACUACCAACAAGAAGUUAAGUUUACACAACCACCUAGAGAGCCACAAGCUGACCAGCAAGGCAGAGAAGGCCAUCGAAUGUGAUGAGUGUGGGAAGCAUUUCUCUCACGCGGGGGCUUUAUUUACUCACAAAAUGGUGCAUAAGGAGAAAGGAGCCAACAAAAUGCACAAGUGUAAAUUCUGUGAAUAUGAGACAGCUGAACAAGGGUUAUUGAAUCGCCACCUUUUGGCAGUCCACAGCAAGAACUUUCCUCAUAUUUGUGUGGAGUGCGGUAAAGGUUUUCGUCACCCAUCAGAGCUCAAAAAGCACAUGCGAAUCCAUACUGGGGAGAAGCCGUACCAGUGCCAGUACUGCGAAUAUAGGUCUGCAGACUCUUCUAAUUUGAAAACGCACGUAAAAACUAAGCAUAGUAAAGAGAUGCCAUUCAAAUGUGACAUUUGUCUUCUGACUUUCUCAGAUACCAAAGAGGUGCAGCAACAUGCUCUUAUCCACCAAGAAAGCAAAACACACCAGUGUUUGCAUUGCGACCAUAAGAGUUCAAACUCAAGCGAUUUAAAACGACAUAUAAUUUCAGUUCAUACGAAGGACUACCCCCAUAAGUGUGAUAUGUGUGAUAAAGGCUUUCAUAGGCCUUCAGAACUCAAGAAACACGUGGCUGCCCACAAGGGUAAAAAAAUGCAUCAGUGUAGACAUUGUGACUUUAAGAUUGCAGAUCCGUUUGUUCUGAGUCGCCAUAUUCUCUCAGUUCACACAAAAGAUCUUCCAUUUAGGUGUAAGAGAUGUAGAAAGGGAUUUAGACAACAGAAUGAGCUUAAAAAGCAUAUGAAGACACACAGUGGCAGGAAAGUGUAUCAGUGUGAGUACUGUGAGUAUAGCACUACAGACGCCUCAGGCUUUAAACGGCACGUUAUUUCCAUUCAUACGAAAGACUAUCCUCACCGGUGUGAGUACUGCAAGAAAGGGUUCCGGAGACCUUCAGAAAAGAACCAGCACAUAAUGCGACAUCAUAAAGAAGUUGGUCUGCCCUAACAAUAUUCUACAGAUGUUUGUAGAGAUAUUGGCCUUGAAGCUGAAAAUUCAUUUUAAAGCCAAUCAGUCUUGUUCACAUACAAUACUGUAUAUUGAUUUAUGCUGUGUAUAAAUAGAAUUAUUGCUUCUAGUUAACUUUUUUUUUACAUUUUGUUCAAUAGUGUGUUCUGAAUUCUAUUCAGUUUGUUUAAUAAAUGGGGGGAAAUGGCAACAAGCUAGUUGCUUUUAAUAAAGUAAUCCCUGAUUCUAUACUGAAUUUUUCUAUCUUAGAAGUUUUAUAUUUAUUUAAAUAUUUACCUUGCUUACCUUGAUGGUACUCUUCUAAGACCAUUUAACUUAAGGUAACUUUAGAUUGGUAACUCUGAAAGUAUUCAUGUUGACUCAUUUUUUUUCCCAUAAAUUUCUCACAAUAAAAUUGUCAGAGACAUCUACUAAUAGAAAUGGGAGAUUUUAUGGUCAGUUAUAAUUGUCAUAACAUGGAAGUCGUUUACUUGUCUUGCUUAAUAUUUUCAGACCACUUGACAAUGUCAGUUUCCCAUUUGAGCUUUUGAAUCCCUGGUGUCACUGAGCAAAGUACAGUGACUGGGUUUGUGUUUACUUUUCAUUUUGUUUAGCAGACAAAAUAUACUUCUUUUGGUUUUCUUCGGACUAUUUACAUCUUUUGUCAGCGUAGCAAACUUUUAGAAAACUUUAUUGAAAAAUUUUGCUUGAUCCUGUUGUAUUUUGAUUAUUCUGUCUGUGCUGCCUUGUCUUGGAAUGGUUGUGUGCUACACAUGAGACUUAUGAGGACUGCAUUUUGGAAUCUCCUAGAGGUAACUUGUGGCUUAUAGGAUCUUUUGCAACUUUAUAUAUGUAAAUGUACCCUGAAUUAUAUAUAUACACAUAUAUAUAACAUGUAUCUGUGUGUAUUGCUUAUUUUACAUAUUUAUACACACAACCCCAAGUAGUAGUUGUUUAAAAUCUAUAAUGAAAGUAUUAAAUUUACAAUAACAUGAAAGAUCCAGGGAUGCAUGAGAGAGCAUUUUGUAAGUCAUGCUCUUCAGAGAGACUACUCAGGUGAAGAAUUAGAAGGAAAAUAAGGACACUAGUAUUUUUGAAGAGUAAAGGUAUUUUCUUUUAAAUAUCUUUGGUAAUUGAAAAAUAGAAGUUAAGAUGUUUCUAGAUAGAAUGUUUUCAUACAAUUUCAGCUCCAUACCUUUAUAUUUUUCUGAAAAGCUAAUGAGUAUUCAGACAUGACUCCCACAGUUCUCUCUGAGAAGCCUGAGAGAGAUCUCUGUCUCACCAAGUGAGAGGGACGUAGAGGAAACAAUGGCUCCGUGGACCAGAGAACGAGUGCUAAUUAUGACUUACGCUUGUUAUGUUCAGCCUGCUCUUACUUCUUAGACAGUUACAGUUAGCAAACGUUAAAAACUUAACACUCAAGUUGGCUUUGAUUAGAAGAUAAAGGUGUGUUUUAAGUGCAUAAGGAAAAUCUGAGCCCUUAUUUGGAACAUCAAGUCUUUUACAGUUUUGCUUUUCUUUGAGAGUUGGCAUUUUUUAACAAAUAAGUCUGAAUCAGAGUCAUAAAUUUAUAAAAUGAACUCGGCUAAUUAGAAUUUGGUUAUGUUAAGAUUAAUCUUGGAGAGCAAAAAACAGUUUUGGGGGUCCCUUAAAUUGGCUAUUGACCUAUAUGUAUCUGGCACAUCGUGGGAGAUUGAGAAAUUCUCUUUCCACUCGAUAGCUGCCUUGCCACCUCGUUUGGUGGUCCAUCCCCUUCAUGCUUAGGUUUUUACCUUUCAUCUUUCUCUUUGCCAUUGGUAUUUAUAUUCAAGAGUUGGAUUUUUAGGGUCAGAAAUAAAAAUACUUGGUGUUUGGCGGGCCUCUUAAGUGCUAGAUUGAUAAGAAUUGUAGCCUAAAUGCCAGUCAAAGCCAAGGCAUGGAUUUUCCUAGCCUGUCCCACAUGGAAAUCCUGUAUCUUCUUGGUCCCUAUAACGUGAUUUUUUUUUUUUAAAGUCACUCACAAUUAAUGUGAUUUAUUGCCCUACUAUUCUUGAAAGCUCUGUCUGUUUUUUUGUGAGAACCUUUAAAAUCUCCCUUAAUUUUUAUUUUUCCCAGAGAUAACGUAAAAGAACACACUUAAAUGAAAAUGGAAAUUUAUGAGUUUUAAAAUGUCCUGUAAAAUUAAUACAUAAAAUAUAAAUGAUUGGGUCAUUUAACUAUAUUUUUUUAAAUAAACUGAAAGAUAAAGAACACAACACUUUACACACUUUAUAUUUCUCUUACAUACUCUGGAAUCAUACACAGUUCUUUUCUUUUUAAAGCACAAUAUUGAAACCUUUAAAAGGUAUUUAAGGGUUUGGUCAAGUGAAUAUGAUAAAAUGUAUUUGUCUGUAUAAAGAGAAAAUGGAAUCGUAGUCACUGUUAUGUACUGACAUUAGUUACAACCUAGUUUUAAUUCUUAAAACAAUUUUGAUUAGCAAAGCUAAAAAAAAUGGAUGUUUCAGUUAAAUGUUUUAAAGAGGUACAGAUUUUUACAAGGACAUAAUAUAAGUUAUUGUUCUGUAGAAAUAUCCUAUUAAAUAUUGUAUGUUCCUCCCUCUCUGUACACUUUGUAAAAAAAGUAAAAUGCAUAAAAAGAAAAUCAUAUAGGGAUGUGUGACAUUAUUGUAAUUGUGUACUUGAGAAUAACGUGCAAAAAUAAAAAUCAGAAUAUUUUCCUGUUUAUGAAUGUUUAGUCUAUUUGAUACCAGUACUAAGUUAAUGCUUUUUCUUAAGAAAAAAAAAAUGUACAGUUUUUGUAAACCUAGUAAACAUCAAAAGCAGUGAAUUAUUUUCAUCCCCCCAUUUCUUAAUAUCUUUUAUGCAGCAGCAGAAUGCAAAAUGCUUGAUUGCUUUGAAUUUUGUGACUCAGAUGCAAAUACUGGUAAUAUUUCAGUCCUGUGAAUUUGCAAGUAAUAUUUCAGAGAAGUUAAGAGGUGAUUGGUGAGUCCUUUGAUGAGCAUGUCCUUGAAAUUCAUUUUUUUCUUUUAUCUUCAUAAAGGAUUUGUUUUAUUAGCAUCUCCAAUUCCCCUGGGAUAAAUUACCCAUGCAUAAAGUGGUUUUUGAGAGCACUUAAAGUUCAUUUCAGUAUCAAUUCAUGGCACAUUUAAUCAGUGGGGACUGUCACCACCUCUACAGCAGAAUCCCUGCCUUCGAGUUACCCCUUUGUGCCCAGUUUGGAGGACCCUAGUUGACGCUAAUAUACUGGAGAAUGGUCAUUGCCAUAGUAAAAGUCGGAAAUUAGGUACAAGUUAUCAGGAGUCAAAAGAGAUACGUUUGCACCAUCUUUGAGAUUCUGCAGUUCUUCAACUUUACGAACAAAUGUUUGCCUAACGAUGCAUAAUAAAAAUUUGAGGUAAUGAUCAAGAGAACAUAGUGAAUGUCACUGGCCAGAGCCAUAAGUCAGAUGAAACGAUAGCAUGCUCAGAAAGUUGUAAUGGAGCACCUGGCAAAUGACACCUAACCGGUCCCAAUGAAGCAGAUAAUGUACUGCUCUGUUCUCUGGGAUUCUCGAUAUUAACAAUGUCCUGUAUUUCCCAUGAAUUCUAGGAUUUAUGUCAGGAGAAGCAUGGCCAGUCAAUAUAAAGGGGCAUUAUUUCAAAACAGUGGAUUCAAAGUGUGACUUAGCAGCACUGGCAGUGUCAAUCCCCUGGAACUUUGUUAAAGAUACAAAUUUUCAGCCCCACUCCAGUCCCACUGAAUUGGGAAACUGGUUGUGGGGCCCAGCAAUCUGUGUUCUCUGCUCAAGUUUAGAAAACACUUUGAGAGUACUUGAGGAACUGGAAAGAUUACUGGUGCAACGUUUUGUAUGGUAGAUGAGAAAAAUCACAAGAACCAGAAAUGGACAGUGGAAGUAAAAAAAAAAAGUAAGGCUACCUGUCAAUAAGUAUUUCCUUUUGUGCACAUGUAAAUAGCUGGCACUUCCUAAAUCUUGUAUGGCCCCAUAGUUACAUUUCUCAAAGGUAAAUAGAGUUCAGAGGAAGAUUCAGUCAAUAGGCAAAAGAAAAGGGCUGAAAAAAUUGUGUGUGUUUAAUUGGCCCGGGGUUACUUCAGUCAGUAGGUGAAAGAGAAGGGCUGAAAAGUUCUGUGUGUUUAAUUGGCCUGGGGUUACUUUUGUAAUUCAUAUCCAAAAAACCAUUUUGCCACGUUCUGCGGCUGUUUAGAUAAGGUCAAAAUUAAUUUGCCCUAUGGAUUUUGUUUCAUCUUUUGUUUCGUGUAUAUAUUGUUUGCCUUUUUCAUAAAAUAAUUCUUGGAUUUGUUAUAUAUUGUUCCUGUUAUUUUUGACAUCUUUGCUAUUGUAAAUAAAUUCCUAUUUUGUUUUAAGUUA
This is a messenger RNA of Carlito syrichta (Philippine tarsier), 6881 nucleotides long. It is a transcript of the gene ZFX, whose product is annotated as zinc finger protein, X-linked. Bases 137 to 2536 code for a protein of 799 amino acids. The transcript has 8 exons. The record is from RefSeq and is a predicted model, not a curated record. Gene Ontology annotation, cellular component: nucleus. Gene Ontology annotation, biological process: regulation of transcription by RNA polymerase II. Lineage: Eukaryota; Metazoa; Chordata; Mammalia; Primates; Tarsiidae. Gene Ontology annotation, molecular function: DNA-binding transcription factor activity, RNA polymerase II-specific; RNA polymerase II cis-regulatory region sequence-specific DNA binding; metal ion binding.